Molecule: messenger RNA, 9095 nt
Organism: Mercenaria mercenaria
Lineage: Eukaryota; Metazoa; Mollusca; Bivalvia; Venerida; Veneridae
Product: 1-acyl-sn-glycerol-3-phosphate acyltransferase epsilon-like
Exons: 8
Coding region: 63-1166 (367 amino acids)
Cellular component (GO): endomembrane system; mitochondrion
Molecular function (GO): acyltransferase activity
Source: RefSeq, a predicted model, not a curated record
UCAUUCCAUUUGGUCUGCUUCUGUAAACAUCAUCUAUCACAUGUCAGUUAGUCCUUGCCAAAAUGUUAUCUAUUUUAUAUCAUGCACACUCAUUAAGAUGGUCGCUACCAACUGCAGUCAUGAUUGGAUCGUCACCUACAUUCAUCACACUUUGGGGUGCAAUUAAGAUGUUGACCCUCUGCUUACCUGGUCGAUUUUAUACAUGUACUGAUGACGGACUCUACUCGCUAUAUCAACGGCUCAUCCUUUUUUUCUUUCAUACCUACACUGGCGCAGAGGUUCAGUUAUAUGGUGAUACAGAAACUUUGUUGAAUGAAAGGAAAAAUGUGAUCUUCAUCUGUAACCAUCAGUGUACAGUUGACUGGAUUAUAGCUAAUAUACUGGCAUCCCCACAAAACUGUAUUGGCAGGAUCAGAUAUAUUCUUAAAGAUGGUCUUAGGUUCUUUCCCUUGUAUGGAUUCUAUUUCAGACAGCAUUCAUGUAUAUAUGUGAAGAAAAGCGGCAAAUUUAAUCAAGAAAAGGCAGCCAAACAGCUUGCUCAGCUGAAAAACAGUGAUAUCCCAGUUUGGUUAGUGAUAUUUCCUGAGGGUACAAGGAUGAACCCCGAACUUCCUGAUGUUAUUGAAAGAAGUAGACAGACUGCUAUAGAGCAAGGUAUUGAGCCAUUCAAACAUGUGCUAGUUCCAAAAGUGAAGGGUCUACAGUUAGCUGUUGACAAGUUACAGCACCAUGUAGAUGCUAUAUAUGAUGUAACAAUUGCCUACGGUGAUUCUGUGCAGCCAGAGACUGGUUGUAGGAUUGCAGCUCCAGGGAUGAUAGAAUUUCUGUCCCUGAAUAAUCCUGCACUACAUAUACACUUCAAUAAAGUGCCGAUACAAGAUGUUCCCAAGGAAGAAGCAGAUCUGAAGCAGUGGUUAUUAAAUAGAUUCCGCCAAAAAGACAGAUUAAUGUCACACUUUUAUUCUAAACAGCCAGAUAAGAAGGGUACAUUUCCUGGACAUUCAGUGACAUUGAAAAUUCCGGCAUCAACUACUGUGCCGUCUUUUCUCUUCUAUAGUGCUUGUCUUGUCUUUUUAUUGAGCCGGCCAGAAGGCAGAACGUUUUAUUGGAGAACUGCUGUGUAUGGUACAGUAUGUGGCUGUCUGUGGAUGUGUAUCAGAUCAUGAUAUGACUUGUUUAAAAGAUUACGGGUUUUAUUUAGGCAUGACCGAGUUACACUUGACCAUUUUAUAAUUUCACUGCUGUAAAAUUGACCAAACAGCAUAAAUGGGGACAUUUGUCAAUGGCAGUUAUCACUUAUUUAUUUUUCAGGAGCAAUUUUUAUGCCCCCCUUCAAAGAAGGAGGGGUAUAUUGUUUUGCAGAUGUUGGUCGGUCGGAAUGUAGACCAAUCCGUUCCUGGAUGAUAACUCAAGAAGGCUUGGGCCUACGAUCAUGAAAGUUGAUUGGAAGGUUGGACAUCACCAGCAGAUGACCCUUAUUGACUUUGAGAUUUGAAUGACAAAGGUCAAGGUCACAGUGACCCUGAACAGUAAAACGGUUUCCGGAUUGAUUUUGAGAUCAGUAGGUCAGUCACAGUGACCAGGAACAGUAAAAUGGCAAUAACUCAAGAACGCUUUGGCCUAGGAUCAUGAAAACUGAUAAGGGGAUUGAUCAUGACCAGCAGAUGAUCCUUAUUGAUUUUGAGAUCAUUAGGUCAAAGUUCAAGGUCACAUUGGCCGAUAACUUGAGAACUCUUGUGCCAAGGGUCAUGAAAGAUGAUAGAGAGGUUCAUCAUGACCAGCAGAUGAUCCCUAUUGGUUUUGAGGUCAAAGGUCAAAGUUACUGUGACCCGGAACAUUUAAACCGUUUCCAGACAAUUACAUGAGAAUGCUUGAGCCUAGGAUCAUAAAACUUGAUAGGGAGGUUGGUCAUGACCAGUAGAUGACCCCUAUAGAUUUUGAGGUCAGUAGGCCAAAGGUCAAGGACAUAUUGACCCGGAACAGUUAAACCCUUUCCGUACGAUACCUUGAGAACGCUUGAGCGUAGGAUCACGAAACUUAAUAUGGAGGUUGAUCAUGACCAGCAGUUGACCCCUGUUGAUUUUGAGGUCAAUAGGUCAAAGGUCAAGGUCACAUUGAACCAGAACAGUAGAACUUUUGUUUACUGUGAGCAAAUAAUUUCUGUUCCUUCUGCAGUUACUGAAUGCAUCAAGGGGGGCAUUUUGUGUUCGACAAGCUCUUGUUUAGUUUUGUGUUGUUUGUGUGUGGAAAGUUUUAAAAGGAUGUAUUGUAGAUCACAGUGUUUCUAGUCAGUGAUGAUUAGAAUAUCAUUCUGGAUAUAUAAAAGAAAGCUUUGGAUAAUUAUGGCAGUGUUAGAAAGAAAAUAUUCCUGUCGUGCAGUAUAUUUGCAGGGAGUUAUGUUGUCAGGUGGUAUAUUUGUAGGCAGUAAAUUGUCAGGCAUAUUUACAUGCAGUAUGUUGUCGGCAGUAUAUUUGAAGGCAGUGCAUUGUCAGACUGUAUUUUUGCAGGCAGUAAAUUGUCAGACAGUUUAUUGUCAGGCAGUAUAUUUGUAGUAUAUUAGCACUUCGAUUUUUUUGGACCAAAUGCCUCCCACCCCCUUCCCCCAAUGAACAAAAUUUUAGCAAUGUUUUCCCCCAGCCUGAAUUAUAGCAUGGUGCACACCUUCCAAAUGAAACAUUCUUUAAUUUUUAAGAAAGGAAUAAAGACUUAUUUCCUCAAAAGAUUGUAUUGUAAACCUGCACAUGUGAUGAUUAAUUAGAGUCUUCAGAAUAAAAUGCCAUGUAAAGUUUACUAAGUGUUCUAGAAGUUCAAAUGGUAAACACGUAACAUGCUUUCAGAAUGACCAGAAGAAAACACUGGGUAGGAUAUAUAUCUUUCAGUUAGGUAGCAUAUUAGUUUAACAUAAUAUGUGAUGGAUGUUUUUUUCAGUCAAACAGCACUUGAUUUCAAAUUCUGUGAAUAGCUAGUGUGUUUUAUUCAUGGGAUACUGUGAAGUCAUUAAUAUUCGUGGGGGACUAAUUUUCGUGGUUGAGUCAAUCCACAAAAUUUAAUCCCAAUGAAGAAGUAAAAUUCCCAUUCAUUUUUAGCUCGACUAUUCGAAGAAUACAGUAGUCUAGCUAUUCUACUCACCCUGGCGUCGGCAUUGGCAUCACACCUAGGUUGAAGUUUUGCAUGCAAGUACAUACAGCUAUCAUUUAAAGGCAUAUUGUUUUGAAACUUAUUUUUAGCUCACCUGAGCAAUGCACAGUGAGUUUUUGUGAUCGCUCGAUGUCCGGCAUCUGGCGUUUGUCUGUCUGUCUGUCGUCUGUCAACAUUUAGCUUGUGUAUGCGCUAGAGGCUGUAUUUUUCAACUGAUCUUCAUGAAAUUUUGUCAGAAUGAUAACCUUGAAGAAAUCUAGGCCAAGUUCGAAAAUGGGUCAUCUGGGGUAAAAAACUAGGUCACUAGGUCAAAUCAGAGUAAAACAUUGUUUAUGCUAUAGAGGCAGUUUUUUUCAGUUCAUGAAUUUUGGUCAGAAUGAUUACAUUGAUGAAAUCUAGGCCAAGUAUGAAAAUGGGUCAUCAGGGGUCAAAAACUAGGUCACUAGGUCAAAUCAAAGAAAAACCUAGAGUAUGCGAUAGAGGCUGUAUUUUUCUAUUGAUCUUCAUGAAUUUUAGUCAGAAUGAUUGCCUUGAUGAAUUCUAGGUCAGGUUUGAAUAUGGGUAACCUGGGAUAGAAAACUAGGUCACUAGGUCAGAUCAAAGAAAAACCUUGUGUAUGCGAUACAAGCUGCAUUUUAUCACGGAUCUUCAUGAAAUUUGAUCAGAAUGUUUGUCAGGAUGAAAUCUAGGUCCGUUUUGAAUAUGGGUCUACUAGGGUCAAAAACUAGGUCACCCAGUCAAAUUUAAAAAAAAACAACUUGUGUACGCAAUAGGGGCUGCAUUUUACAAUGGAUAUUCAUAAAAUAUAGUCAGAAUGAUUGCCUUGAUGAAAUCUAGGUCAAGUUAGAAUAUGGGUCAUCUGUGGUCAAAAACUAGGUCACUAGGUCAAAUCAAAGAAAAACAUUUUGUAUGCAAUAGAUACUGUAUUUUCCAAGUGAUCUCCAUGAAAUUUGGUCAGAAUGAUAGCCUUGAUGAAAUUAAGGUCAGUUUUGAAUAUGAGUCAGCUGGGGUCAAAAACUAGGUCGCUAGGACAAAUCAAAUAAAAACAUUUUGUAUGUGAUAGAGGCUGUAUUUUUCAAUUGAGGUUCAUGAAAUUUGGUCAGAAUGAUUGCCUUGAUCAAAUCUAGGUCAAGUUGUAAUGUAGGUCAUCUUGGCUCAAAAACUUGAAGAAAAUACUUGUUUACACUUAAGAGACCACAUUUUUGGUCCAAUCUUAAUGAAAAUUGGUCAGAAUAAUUUUGUUUUCAUUAAAUCACUAGGUCAAACAUGUUUAUACUGUUAUGGUGUGUUUCUCAGUUGAGCAUCCUAAAGCCAUCUAGGCCCUCUUGUUUCUUUUUCUAGGUCAAUUACCAACCUCACUCGGUCAAGUUCAAUAACUCUGACAUGUAUUUUGAGCAAAUUAUGCCCCCUUUUGGACUUAGAAAAUCCUGGUUAAAGUUUUACAUGGAAGUUACUAUCUCCAAAACUAAUGCAGAUAUUGAAUUGAAACUUCACAUGUGUCUUUGGGGUUAUAAAAGUAGUUGAUAGCAUCAAGUUCAUAACUCUGUGACCUGCAUUUUGGCCAAAUUAUGCCCCUUUCUGGACUUAGAAAAUCCUGGUUAAAGUUUUGCGGCAAGUACAAACAGCUAUUACUUUAAGGCAUAUAGUUUGAAACUUAUUUUUUGUUUUAUAGAUCAAUUACCAACCUCACUGGAUCAAGUCCCAUAACUCUGACAUGUAUUUUGGGCAAAUUAUGCUCCCUUUUGGACUUAGAAAAUUCUGGUUAAAGUUUUACGUGCAAGUUACUAUCUGCAGAACAAAUGCAAUAUUAAGUUAAAACUUCACAUGUGCCUUCGGGGUUAUAAAACUAGUUCAUAGCAUCAAGUCCCAUAACUCUGACAUGCAUUUUGGUCAAAUUAUGUCCCCUUUUGAACUUAAAACUCUUUUGAUAUUUUAACAUUUUGGGUAAUAUUUUCCUGCUUCUGGGACAAUAUUUCGAAUAUUCAAGCUCUGAGCUCUUGUAUGUUCAAAAGUUGAAAUCCAUAAAUUCAUAUCCCCACAAAAUUGCCGUUUUGACCAAAACCACGAAAUUUCAUGCCCACGAAAUUUAAUGAUUUUACAGUAAUCAGUCUCAUUUCUUAUUGUAACAUUUCUCAUGUGUUUUUGAUUUUAUUCUUCAUAUUUUCAUUUGAAUGUAAAUAAGAUGUGAAGCCAAAAAUUUAAGUUCUGUUUGGUGCCAUGUAAUCUUUACUGUGUUGCUGUGCCAAAACACCAAAAUCAACAAAUCAAAUCAUUGCAACUUUAUCUGGUAGUACCAGUAUAUAGAAAGUGAUUUUCUGCUUUUGCUAUAGCAAAGUAGAAAAAUAAGGUCUCAUUUUCAUGGAUACUGCAUGUAAAGUUAAAAUGUUACAAAUAAAAUAAAGUUAACUAUUAGUAGGGAAUGUAGGACAAAUACCCCUUCUCGCUGGGACAGUGUGACCAAGGCAGACAAUUUUCCCAUAAAUAAACAGAAAUGAAUGAAAAAAUGUCAAUUAUUAAGAUGACAAUUAUCGAUCCUAAAAUUUGGAUAUAAAUGGAAAAAAUGAAAGAGGGGAUUUUGUCCACAUUCCAUCAGUAGGUACAGCAUUUGAAUCACUGAAUGUUCACUCAGUAUCUUCUCCAUUUUUUAAUCUAAGCCAGUGCACAAAUAGUGUAUGGCUUUCACGAGCCAGAACAUACGUAUUUUGUACUGUUUCAGAUGAUAACACUUAUAUGUUUAAUAAAAAAGAAUCAUUCAUUGGAUGUUGACUAAUUAGAAAAACUGUAGUAUAAUUUGAGAAAUCAAAGGCAAUUUCUGGCAUUUUAUUGUUAAUAUGAUGUACUUUUUCAUGUCUUCCAUAAUCUAAUGGAUGCAGUUGUUGUUUAGACAAAAUAGUAUUUUAUAAUUAUGUAAGAGAUAUUUUUGCUGUGUGUGUUUCAUAUAUGUAAUUUAUUUCUAUUGUGUCAUGAAGAGCCUUGUGUUUUAUAGGAUUUUUGUUUGUGAGUUUUUUAUAUAUAUAUAUAUAUAUAUAUGUUUAUAUUUCCAUUGUGUCAAAACAUUCUUGUGUUUUAUGAGAAAUGUUUGCAGUACAGUUGCAAGGAAGCAAAUCAAGCUUGGAAAUUACGUUAUCGAAUAAACCAAGUUGCCAUAGCUACUUUAAUAAAUACCUGUAAGAUGCAUUCUGCAUAUGCGAUAAUCCUUUGCAAGCUGAAAUUUUGGACACACAAGUACAUUAGUACUUAAUAGGCAGAAAAAAUGCCAAAUUAUUCUUAAGAAAAAAACCUGCCUAAUUUUAAAGGACUAUUCAAACAAUAAUUUUACUGUCUACCAAAAUUCAAAAAUGCAAAGAAGUGAAAGUGCUUUUCCUGAUAACUCCUAAUAUUAAGUUACAUCUGUGUAGUUUGGAUACAUGGUGAAUUCGUAUAGAUUCUUUCAUUGCCCUUGGCAGUUUAGCAAUUAAUUCCAGAGUGCCAAACAUAUACAUCUAUAGAAAAUAAGGUUGGUCUUAAAAAAUGAUUUUCAUACAUGCUGUUAAAUGAUAAUAUUUUUUAGUUCUUGGUUUGUUCAGUGUUUAUAGUAUGUUUUAACACAUGAGUGUGGCUGUGCAAAAAACAGUUUUGGGGCAUACUGUUCAUUUAUCCUCAUAUCCAUAAUUAUUGUAAUGUUAGUUUUCCAUGGCUUGUAUACAACUUACAAGCAUCCAUAAUGUUAGUUUUCCAGCAUUUAUAUGCAACUUAUAAGCGAACUGUAUAGAUCCACAUCAGACUGCAAGCUGAUCUGGAACCAAACUGGUCACAAAGCCAAAAUGUUGUUUUUUGCAUAGCAGUGCUCAGAUGAAAUAUUAAUAGGUAGUGGUGUGCUGAUUAAUCAUAGUGUCAACAAAUCAUGAAUAAAUGGGCAAUAACAUGACCGUCUACAAAAGUUUUUUGCGGUUGAUGAAUUCUGAUGUCCUGAUAAUGCCCCCAUUAUAAGCUGAAUCAUGUAAAGUUGCCACUCUGUACUAUCAGGGUGCAUGUCAAAUGAUUUCUAAUUAGACAGAAUAUGACAACAAUUCUUGAGCAUUGUGUGAACAAUUUACAAAAUUGUUGAAAUUAUGUUAUUGCCAAAAAUCGAAAAAGAUUAGCUAUUUUAAAUCUGUUUUCAUUAUGAUUAAUUAAUGAUCACAAAUUUGUGGCUGAUUUUUAAUUUUUUGAAUUUGAAUCAAGGUUUAUUUUACAUCACAACAACUGCACCUCAAAAUAAGUCUGGAGUCCUUACAAACACAUUACCGGUAUUUAAUAGAGGAUACCAGUUCCAAGAAAUUUACACGUUAUUUGAGCAGGCAGAACCGGACUUUUUUCUUUAGAAUCUCAUACCUGUGAGGCAAGCAUUUUUAUAUGUUUAUUUUCAUUUGUCUUUAUUCACUAUGUCUUAUGGUACAAAAUAUUUGUAUAAAGAAAACAUUAUCACCUCAGUACUAUUGAAUUGAAUUUGCAACUCAAAUUUAAUGAAUUUAACCAAAAUACUGACAAGUAAAAUACUUAAUUAUUGUUGUAUGACUAAAGGAGAUAAAAGCAAAAUACUUGAGUUAUUCAGUAUUUCGAGCUAUGUAGAAUAUAGAAAUAUAGAAAAUUAUCAGGUAAACAAACGGGGGACUACGUGAAUCACAUGAAUUGCUGUAGUGAGUGUGAGCCGGCAGUGCUCAGAGCAGUGUCGUGCUUUCUUUAAGAACAUAGUGAAAUUUGACUAUAAAUCUAGUUACUUAUUGAACAUAGAAACAACUAAAUGGCUGAUGAUAUAAAACAAACCUUUGUUCAUUUAUUCAUACUGCUAGUCAGUUUGUACUACACACAAGAUAUUUUACAAAUAUGUCCAAAUUUACAGGAGCUACAUUUUGUAUACUGAUUAAGGUAUUAGAUCACUAAUAGAGAACCUCUUUUUUGAAGAGUAUUCAAUUCCAACCAUAAAUCUACUUUUAAUGCAAUUCUUACGGGUGCGUAGGUUCAAGCCCUAGUGGGACCAAAUUUUUUUUUUCUUAUUUUCCUUUUUUUCUAGUAAGUUUUUACUUCUUUCAAGACUUAUUAUUGAUUUCUUGUAUAAAAAUGGAAAAAGAUGAAUCUUAUAAGCCAUUUCUUGGUGUUAAAAGUGAAUUUACUACUUAAACAGAAAGGGUAGAGUUACACAUCUUUAAAAAUAUUGAGUUACGUGUGGUGAAAGUUCUCUGUUUUGCUUUCACUCUUAGAUUAUAUAUUGUGGAAGAAAUUUAGGUAGGUUUUACAUCUACCCUAAGGUUAUUUUUAAAUGCAGUAAGCAAAAUUCAAAACAGAAACAUAGCAUUCGACCUUAUUUUUUCAAUGUUGAAGUAUGAAUUCUGUCUUAUUAAAUCCGUUUACUUGAGGCACCAUAGAAAAACUGAUAUUGACGUUUUUAUUUUGUGUUUUAUAAUUGUUUACCAAUAGUUUGAUGUUUCUUUUAUUAAAAUUAAUGUUAAAAUGGGUUCUCUGCAAACGUUUUGGAUAGUGGCCACCACUUUGAAAUUUGUCUCUACUUGAGCUUGAGGAGAUACCAUAAGUUAUACAAAAUUUAUAAAAAGCGGCAUGGUAAAAGUUGUUUAAAAAUUGCAAAAUAAUGCAAAACACGGUUACUUUUCAGAAUAUACCUAGCAAAGACCAUUUUGAAAACAUUACUAUUAGUGAUAUAAUACCUUAAGUGAAUUGUCUUUAAACAGUUUUACUGCUGUAAUCAUUGCUAUGCUUUUUUAAGUAAAUGUUAUUCAGUAAAUUCUUUAAAACUUUUAUGAUUACAGCUUGUAUAUAGAUCUGUGCACAAAAAGUAAAUUUGUUAUGUUGUAUGAUGUACGAUCUUAGGGGAAAUGAAAAAUUAUUAAAAUUUAUAGUCACAUAGCCAGUUAUUUGUCAGAUUACCUCAUGUUCUCAAAAGAAAUAAAAAGAAUAAAGAAAAUAAAGGUUUUUUAAUCUUA